Messenger RNA from Fopius arisanus, 8640 nucleotides. It is a transcript of the gene Myc, whose product is annotated as N-myc 2 proto-oncogene protein. The transcript has 3 exons. Gene Ontology annotation, biological process: regulation of transcription by RNA polymerase II. Gene Ontology annotation, molecular function: RNA polymerase II cis-regulatory region sequence-specific DNA binding; DNA-binding transcription factor activity, RNA polymerase II-specific; protein dimerization activity. The record is from RefSeq and is a predicted model, not a curated record. NCBI's taxonomy places the organism in Eukaryota, Metazoa, Arthropoda, Insecta, Hymenoptera, Braconidae. The coding region runs from base 592 to 2001 and encodes 469 amino acids.
UCUCCAGUCGAGAACGGCUUUUCCCGCGUACAUCGUGCUAGUGUAUCCAGUUAUUUUCCACAAUUACCCAAUAAAGUUAACGAAAUAUUGGUUUAGUAUCACUACGCUGCCAUUUAUCAUAGCGACUAUCAUUUAUGAUAAUGCACAUGACUCUGGGUUUGGCCAAUCUCAGGAACUGUUGUCUAGUGUUUUGUGAUGAUUUUUCAACGACCAAUUUAAACUCGGGUACACAACCACCAAGAAUUCGCGCCAGUGUCGAUUGCGCGUAAAACAUCAAUAUUCUCCUCAAAUCUACUGAGGAUUUGUUUUUCUUUUUUUUUUAUUUGCGUUGUCUUUCAAAUACCCUCACCACAAUAGUUCGGGUGUUUGCUUUUUUUUUGUGAGACGAACUCAUUUCGAAGAAAUAAAUACUCCAGGUGUUUAAUUAAUUUUCAUUAUUUCCGUUAAUUAACCACUGCUCAGAGAAUUCAAGCAUUGUCAUCUGAUUGUUCGAAAAUACCGGAGAUUGUUUAAGUGAUCAAUAUAACAGUGCGUCUCCGUCAUUGACUUUUUUUACCCAUCUUGGAUUACUUCAACAACGAACACAGGAAAAUGCCGGUGCCAGUGUGGGACUCACCAGACAUUGGUUUGCUCGAGGAGCCACUGGAUACAGUCCUGUCGGACGAUAUAUGGAAAAAGUUUGACUUGGAUACACCUCUCGACAUGUACACACAUUAUCGCGAUUGUACGUACGAAGAGAAUGUACAAUCCGAAUUAUACGGCCAAGAUGUAUGCUACGAAUCACGUAAAAUACGUCACCACGAUUGCAUGUGGGCGGGUUUAUGUAUAAGCAAAGAGCACAACAGAACAUUACCAGCUAAAAAGGAUAGUCAGGUGCACAGAAAAGUAGCGGCCGGUCGUAGUUUAUUAAUAUCUCGUGCAACACCCUCACAACAAUCACAAUCACAACUACAAACACAAACACAAAUACAAACACAUUAUCAGCAACACAGGCGUAACGAUAAUUUAGAGAGUGAUGGUGAUUCAAUAAGACCAGAAACACCACAGAGCUCAACAGAGUCUGAUACAGAGAGUGAAUGUGAUGUACCUAUAUUCAAACACGAUCAGAUCUGCAUCAAUGAGAAAUUGUCCGAGUGCAUGUCUAUGGGCAAGGCCGCGCCCGUUAGCGAGGUCACUGGACAGCUGGUGAGGAAAUGCCCAGAGAGGAGGAGACUUGCCCUCGCUACCCCAACUCACUCUAAUUCAUCAAGCACAAAUAUCACUGCUAUGGAGACAGAGAUCAGAAAUACAUUGAGCGAUCAUUGUUAUCACAUCAAUCAGCCAAAUACCAAGGAUAUGGAGAAUUUAGGAGUACAAACACCAUCAGAUUCUGAAGAGGAAAUUGACGUUGUGAAUUUCGAGAAGCCUUGUAGACCACCGAUGUUACUGAGACACCCAAAUUCAACGGAUCAACAAGUGUUUCGACGGAGUGGAUUCAAAGAAAAACCAGAGCGACGACCACGCGGUAGACCGCGAAAAAUAGAGGAAGAUGGUAGUCAACCGAAGCAAAAGAUCAAGCAGGAGCAUGAUCUUGAGGAGCAAGAGCCGGAACCAGUGGCUAAACGUCCGAAGCAGCGUGCAUACCAGAGAAAAACAAAGAUGCCAAAGAGUGGACCACCAACGCCCAUGUCAUCGCCACUUAAAUCAUCUUCAUCAUCGUCGAGAAGUUCAUCGGACGAUGAGCCAGAUAUUCAAAAGAGAAAUCUCCACAAUGACAUGGAGAGACGGAGAAGAAUAGAUCUGAGAAAUGCGUACGAGGAUUUGAGACGUUUGGUGCCAGAAAUUCAGGACAAAGAGAGGUCAGCAAAAGUAACAAUUCUACGACAGUCAGCCAAAUAUUGUGAUAUGCUCAAGGACGUUGAGGAAAAUAGUUUGUCAAAAAUUGCUGAGCUACGAAUGCGCCAGAAAAAAUUGUACAAGAGGCUUCAAGUGCUGCGAAGGUAUUUCGCAUUGACUCGCUGAGGAAAUUCUGAAUUAUUUCAAUUUAAUCUUGACCUGAAAGUCUAAGAUUCUUAUAAAUUCACGUGAAAUAACAUCAAUAGCUUUUUUUCCAUUGACUGUGACUAACGCUGAGAACCAAAAGUGAAGCCUAGCAAGGGCUGAUGGAUACAAACAACAUCCGGUGGAUCUGGUUUUUAUCUUGGUGAAAAUGAGAAUAAAAUUAUACACACAGUGAUAAUACGCCCAAUCCGCUCGGGUCACCUGCGAGAGAGGCUUGGCGCAGCUCAGGGAAGUGAGAAACGUUAUGAAGGAAUGAGAAUAGCAAGAACAAGAUAGCGCUCACACACGUGUCCUCAUCAACCGAUGGACUUUUCACCGCCGUCACACCCUAUCUCCAUGUAAUUCCCGGAGGUUUCUUCGGCCAAUUUCACCCUCUGUCUCCUAAUUUCCAUCGGUUAGGACCUCUCCCCCUGAUUUAUCCAUGAGGCUGCCACCUCAUAACUUGGUGCAUACCAGCAGACUCGUGUAUACUGGAAAAGCCGAUAGCUAGACUGGACCGGUUUGUGGGAUUCUUUCAUAGUUUUCAACUGCAAUCAUGCAAGUACGUACGCAUCGCUGACUGCACUCACACGCUCGCUCAUUUUAUUCAACUUUUUUUUUUUCAAAUUCAGCCUCAUACAAUGACAUUAAAAUAUCCACAUGGUCUACUAAAAUGAAAUGGUCAAAUUUUCUUUGAUCUCUCAAACCCUGGAAGAGCGAAAAUCCAUUGAGCCAGUCAGUUAGAUGAGACGAGCGUGUCUUGUACAUUUGUACUUUGCGUUGUAGCAAGAUUGAUGAGUCAGAUGAGACUCAUACGAAGAUGAAUUGAAAGUUUGGGUGGAAUACUGUUAGAGUUAAAAAUUGUAAUUAAACGCGUGAUUUUGUUUUGCAGAUUCUUCUUAGAUAUCUUAAUUACAAUUUUUACGUAUCUCUAAGUACACUAAGGGAUGGUGGAGAAUAGCCUGGUAUGAGUUGAUACGAUCGCUCGAGGACUUGAAUUCAGAGAAACACUCGAACUAUUAUAAAUUACGGAUUGGAGAGCGAAAUAGAUAUCCAAGUUGAUGCGACAUGUGUAAAUAUAUUUUUUCUACGUCAUUAUUAAAGAAAUGAGUCAUGUGCAAGAGAAUCUGAUGGCUGGGAAAAAGAGACAGUUGAAACGCAGUUUUCAUAACAGACAUCCAAAGUUAAUACGAGAUAUGGUUGAAAUAAAUAAUUUGUUUUUGUUUUUUUUUUUCGGACCAUUCGAGUUUCUGGUGGCUUUCAUGCGAUCGUACAACUCACAUUAUUCAUUUAUUCGUAAAGAGUUUUAUAAGUAUGAUACACGUGUGGUUGAGCCACAGUUGAAUUUAUUUUUUAGUUUGUUUAUAAUUUGGGAGAAUAGGAGUCGCUGUGCGACUGCUGCUCUUUGUUUCUUCGAAUAACUUCGCUCUAUUUGAAGACAUUGAAUAAGGUUUAAGUAUAAGAUUCAGUACUAUAUAAUUACAUAGUGUAUUGAGGUACAACCGUAGCUUUCGUAGUGAUAGAAAACAAAUAUUGAAAUUGUGGUAAAAUAAGAGAUGAGCUUUAAGAUUUCAUUCGUAAGAUUUAUAUUUUAUCAUUUGUUCGAAUUAUUGUGGAAAUCUUUAUAAUGCACAUCUCACUGGGCCGUAUCAUAUGUUUCAUGGGCCCUGUUUCCUUGUGAUUUUUUUUUCUUCUUCAUUUACUUCAUUUACUACCCCUUUUGAGAAUUUGUGUUGAAAAAGUUAUUGAGAUAUAUUUUGUUGAUUUAGCUGAGCUUUGAAUUUGCUAUGAAGUGCUCCUUUUCAGUUUAGAUGCAGUUAACGAUGUAAAUGUUAAAAAAUGAAGAUACGAAUUUAUGAUUCAUAAAAGAAGUAUAAUCCUUCAGCCUCGACUUUCGGCGUUUUUUUUUUCUUUCGACAUGAUUAUGGAAUCCAUUGGUUUUUCAUUGAAUUUUGGUUAUUGUGAUUUUUGAAAUCAUUACUCGACUUUCACGUUGCAUGGCAACCGGAAGCCAUUGGACUUGGGUCAGUUCAUCGAACUAGCUAUGUGUGAACGAGUUGAAUAUCUCGUUUGGUAGAUCCGUAGGUGUUCUGGACGUAGACACCGACUGAUCUUGGGGUCUUCCGUGUGCUGGCGCGGCCAAGAAUUACGUUUUAAUCGUGUCACUUAUUAACAAGACGAACGUAUGAUGUUGUCAUUUUUUUAACGUGUAUCGAUUUAUACAUAUAUGAAAUAUAUAUAUAGAAUAUAUAUUGGGAAAAUAUCGAAGAAAAGAAUGAGGAAACUUACAAUGGUAAAAUACUAAAAACUGAAUAGAUAAGCGUGAUAACCUUAUUAAUGUUACAUGAUUUCAAUUGUUUCAUACCAUUUUUUUCCCUUCGCUUUAGUAAUUUUCUAUACAACUUUAUCAAUAUUAUUAACUAUAAUUAAUAUAUAGUUAUCGACGCAGACCCACGAACCACCAAGCAAAUGAGAAUCAAAUGUUUCAAUAUUAUAAAACAGCAAUGGUGAAGUCACUACUUUUUAUCAAUUCAUCAAUUAACCACGAGGAUAAAACAAUAUUCAAUUAAAGUCUAAGAGUUGAUUUGAAGGUGGUUCAUAUUGCGAGUGAGUACGAGAUACGGGUGAAAGAAAAGUAAGGGGAGAGGGCGGGGGGAAACUAAAUGUGUUCAUUACAAUUGUGUGUAACAGUAUUCGUUUAUACAUACUUUUACAAGUGAGAAAAGGGAGGAGACAAAUAAUACAAAAUGAAAAUGCAAAAAGUAACAGAGUAAAAGGUGGGAAGGGGAGAAAAAGAGAAACAAAGAGGGACAGGGGCACACGGUGAAGCUGUAGAGAGGGAGGCUGAGAAUACCGUUGGGGGGAGGGAGGGGGGACACAAAAAUAUAAUGAUAAAAAGAAAUAAAACGGUGGAGAGAAAGAGGCAGUGAAUACAAUAGCAUUACCGGCCAACAGGAAACUCUAGGUAGAAGAGCACAAUAGUUCGGUGGAAAGACGGGCGAAUAGUGAAUAGUGAAAAGUUGAGAGAUAGAAAAUUGUGCAUGCUUAUUAUUGAGAAAGAGAGAAAAUGAUGAGGGUAAAAGUGCUUGAGUUUGUGAAUGAGUGUAAAAGUAUGAGGUUUUUUUGCUUUGCCCAUCUUUACUUCUUUUUUUCAUUUUCAAAUAACCGUUGUGCUGAUUCUACGUGCGUAGAAGACAGGAAAUAAUAUUGUUGGUAUCUUAUUAUACGAAGAAUAUGUACGUACAGUGGAUAUCAACACGAGUUAAGAACUAAUUAACAAUACGAGGAAGCCUGAAUCGCAACUUAAGUGCUUCACGUAGCGAUAUAGUUAGUGCGUCGGCAGACACCGUCACUCGUGGAUUGUUAUCGGCGUCCGGAAAUUCGUUCUGUCAGUAUGUCGACAGCUUUACACUUAAUGUUAAUAAAAAAAAAAGAAAAACUCAAAAAUUAGCAGCUCGUGAACUAUCAUAAACUUUGCACAAAACGAAAUCAGAUGUCAUUUAUAAACCAGCGAUAGCAUUUCGGGUAAUGGACAUUUUUUAUUCAAAAUAAUAAUUAUUGUUCAAUUGAAAGUUGUCGAAAAUAAAACUUGAAGGUUUUUUCAUUAGUCAUUUUUCCACGUAUUUUAUACAUUUUUUGUAUGGGAUAAACAUUAAGUCGUGCUUUGCCGAAGGCCGAGUUUCAGUACUGAGUAAUAAAUAUUUUUUAUGUAAUUUUUAAGGUUUGUACAAAAAUUGAAGCAUUUAUAUUUCCGAAAAUCUAACUCGUGCCUUGCUCAACGCGGUUUAUUUACCUAACAUUGAUUCUUGGUUUGUUAUUGAUGCAAUUGAUGGUUCUAAAAAUAGGCAGUGUGACGUAAGGAGUCCAAUUGUUGAAUAAUCAUUUUGAGUCUCCCUCCCCCUUGUACUGAUGGAAAGUACUCCUCAUUACUUUCUUCUUGAGUUUACUUGUCAUCCAAUUUUUAUGGCAAUUGUCCAUGAAUAUUUUCAAUGAAAACAAGAAAAUUUCUCACAAAUGACCGUCAUUCCGGCUUGUAUGUGAGAAUAAAUGGGAAAUAGCAAGUAAUUAACACCGUCAUCGAAAACAGCAAUCGGCAGUAUACAUCUCCGCUUCCAUCGAUACUCGACAAUCAUCUAAAGAUUUGAUGUAUCGAAAUAACCAAUACGACUUUUUGAAUAUGUUGGUAUAUUAUGAAGUAUUUGGAUUCACGGGGAUUUUAAAAUAAAUCCAUUAUCAUGCAAUCUAAAUAUCUCGUACGCGAACUGUUGAUCGCCGUUAUUAAUGCUUUUUCCUGGAAGAGUGCAAACGUACCUGUUAGCCACAUAGACAUUGAUAUAAAUUUAUAGUUAUAAUAAAUGAAUAGCGAAAGAAAAUUUAAACAAUUAAUCAAGUGAGAGAAAGAAUUGAAAUGCUCGGUGUAAUGUAAAAAAUUUUUUUUCUUUAUUAAGAUAAUAGACUUGAAGGGAUAAAUUGCUACCGUUGAAUUGCUCGUCAAGUUUACGUUUUUAUUUUGCAUCUAAGAUGAAUUUCUGUUUAUUUUUAUUUUUCCAUUACGUUAUCCUUCUAUGUUCGAUUGGUUGAAAAUUGAAUGGACUUGUGUCUUAUGAAAUGAAUUAUCCUUCAUUACUAAACGAAACUGCGUUCCGAUGCGCCGAUGUGUCCUACUUCGAGAUCCAAUUUUCAUAUUUAUCAUAUUUGAUUUAAUUUUUUUUCCAUACAUGAAAAGAGACGUCAGUGAAAAUAACUAAUCAGUUGAAAACGUGAUUAAACAAAGGGCGCGGUGCGCGUGCGUUAAAAUUACGUUGAGGCUGAGGAACUUUUUUUUUUUAUUAAAGUGUAGUUUUGCCACUUGUUGUAAAUACAUUAUGCAACAUUUAACGAGUUGAAUAAGCAUUACAUUUAUAAUUAUAACAAUGCUUAACAUUUAAGAGGAUAAAGUAAGUGAUAGAUGAAAAAACGUUGAGGCUCAUUCAAGCAUAUGGAUGAUUGACAUAUAAUAUUAGGUUUUUUAUUGAAAGGAGAGGAAAACAAUAUUUUAUUUGAUCCUUUAUUUUUAUACAUUGUAAAAGCCGAGAAACGGGCCUCACUCUAGAUAGACGAAAAAAAAUCAUUUGGAAGUAAACAAAAAAAGUUAAAAAAAUAACAACAUAUUAAUAAUGCACAAAAUUAUCAAUAAGAAUAUUAAAUGAAGGUAGCAUAAAAAUUGGAUACAACACAGGAAUGCAAAACAAAUUGAAAAUGCUGUAGAACGCAACUGCGAUUCAUCAAACUGCAUUGUAGAAGAAAUCAUGUGAAAUUCACACCCAGAAGGGUUAGAAAUUUUUACAAAAGGUAAUUUUUUUUUCCCCAAUUGCUGAUCCUCUUUGGUCUGGAGUUCACACAAUACUUUUCUACACUGUAUAGAAUCUCUUAUUUUUGUAAGAAAAGAGUGUUACAGAAAAAUGGCCGAAAAAAAUACGACCGAAAAGAAUGAAAAUGUUGAAAAAAAUGUACCAUUCGUUUUAACUGAACAACUGACAAUACCUGGGCUGUUUUUUUCUCGCAAUCAGAUAUAUCGACGUUUCGGUUAAAACGAAAGAAUACCCCAGAGACUUAGUCGCUUUAACGGGACAUGCGAUUUUUCCUCUUGUGUUGAGUCAUUUAAAGCCUAUGAAAAUAAAAUGUCAAUUGAAAAAGAAAUAUUUCGUUGGUUAUUGUAACCGUUUUUUAACACUUAUUAUUCCUAUCCCCUGAAAAUAAAUGAGUUAUUUUUUCUUCAGGACUCACGUGAGAUGGACCACUCGUACUUCCGAUUUUACUGUACCUUUUGCUCCAGAGUAACCAGGGAAAUAUAUAAUACAUUAUUUGAUCGAAUCCAAUUACAUAAUUGAAUUAUGAGACUGAAUGGAUUUCAAUAGAAUUUAGUAAAUUCAUGAUGGUUUUUGAAAUUCAUUUUGUCGUUAUGAAACGUUAAAAAGUCUGUACACCAUUCGUGUCGAGGAUCAAUGAAUUUUAGGCACUGAUUGGUGACUAAUAAUUAGUGAUUAGUACAUCAUCAAGAGCUAAUCGACAAUAAAUCGUUUUUCCUAAACCUCCAGGCAAAAUUUACCUCUAACUUGCUGGCCUAACUGCACAAUGUACUGUGGACGCAUUUAAAGAAUAGUGUAAAUUAUGAAUGCACAGAUGAAAGAUUAAAAAAAUAAUGCAUAUUGGAAGUUUAACGUAAAAAAUAACACAUGAUACAUGUAGAAGUAAUAAAUUAAACCUUCAUUUACUGCUGUAAAUUCUUCGAUGCCUCACGUGUAGAUAAUUUUUACAAAAUUAAAGUAAUCUAAACUUGUAUACAAACGAAAUGAUAAAGAAAUGAUAAAAUGCCUCUCCCAUAAAUUGAGGAAAAAUUCUUCAAGGUUUCGAAUAGAAUUAACGGCUAUUAAUUCAUUGGAAUUAUUGAUAAGGUCACUUCAGCAUUAUAUUGGUAUGAAGAUUUUUUUUUUAGAAUUGAUUUUCAAUUGUAAACAUGAAGACACGAAUAAGAAAAAUGGAAAAGACAAGCCCGAAGAUGCUAGGUGUACUUAAAAUAUUGUUGUUAUACUUGGUUUUUAUGAAAUGGUCAAGUUUUUCAAGUUUCUGAAGAAGAACAAA